AGUCUCCGCCUUGCAGCUCUGAGUGCUCCCACUGCGCUGUAGCUAUCCGUGCCUGAGCCCUCCUUUCCGCAGCCACCGCCACCAUGCCCAACUUCGCCGGCACCUGGAAGAUGCGCAGCAGUGAGAAUUUCGACGAGCUACUCAAGGCGUUGGGUGUGAACGCCAUGCUGAGGAAGGUGGCGGUGGCGGCUGCGUCCAAGCCGCACGUGGAAAUCCGACAGGACGGGGACCAGUUCUACAUCAAGACGUCCACCACGGUGCGCACCACCGAGAUCAACUUCAAGGUCGGAGAAGGCUUCGAGGAGGAGACGGUAGAUGGGCGCAAAUGCAGGAGUUUAGCCACUUGGGAGAAUGAGAACAAGAUCCACUGCACACAAACUCUCCUUGAGGGGGACGGCCCCAAAACCUACUGGACCCGCGAGCUGGCCAACAACGAGCUCAUCCUGACGUUCGGCGCCGAUGAUGUGGUCUGCACGAGAAUUUAUGUUCGAGAAUGA
This is a messenger RNA of Orycteropus afer afer, 497 nucleotides long. It is a transcript of the gene CRABP1, whose product is annotated as cellular retinoic acid binding protein 1. Gene Ontology annotation, biological process: fatty acid transport. The record is from RefSeq and is a predicted model, not a curated record. Gene Ontology annotation, molecular function: fatty acid binding. Lineage: Eukaryota; Metazoa; Chordata; Mammalia; Tubulidentata; Orycteropodidae. Gene Ontology annotation, cellular component: nucleus; cytosol.